Messenger RNA from Theileria annulata, 1671 nucleotides. RefSeq lists its product as uncharacterized. Bases 1 to 1671 code for a protein of 556 amino acids. The record is from RefSeq and is a predicted model, not a curated record. The transcript is spliced from 4 exons. Gene Ontology annotation, cellular component: histone deacetylase complex. NCBI's taxonomy places the organism in Eukaryota, Apicomplexa, Aconoidasida, Piroplasmida, Theileriidae. Gene Ontology annotation, biological process: regulation of transcription by RNA polymerase II. Gene Ontology annotation, molecular function: transcription corepressor activity; protein binding.
AUGAAGUUGAAUAUAUCUUCUGAUGACAUAAAUUUGUUGAUUUAUCGAUAUUUGAUAGAGAAUGGGUAUUGUCACACUGCCUUUUCAUUUAACAAGGAGGCCAACAUUAGUGGUAACCCAUACUACGUGAAUCAUGCUGAUAAGAUUCCUCCUAAUGCAUUGGUAUCAUUUAUGCAGAAGGCUAUGAUUUACAUUUACCUGGAGUAUCACACUGAUGACAUAACUGGAGACCAGAUUCUGUGUGACGAGACGUUUUCAUUCUUUCGCAAACACAACUGUUUCAGGAAGCUGGGUCAGUCCCACGGUUUACCUCUAUCGCAUUCCAUGAACAAUAGUCGUGAUCGUACCGAUAAUGUUGAGAGUCACGUAGAUAAGAAUAGUACCACAAACGAGGUUUCUUCCGACAGUCUCAACUUCGAUUUAUCUAAGAGUGGCUUUGUUCGUGAGGACGUAUUGGAGACCAACAGUAGUUUAUUUCAACUCAAUCACCCUGUUUACGUGGGUCCUCCACAAAGGCGUUUGUCCGACAAAUGGCAAUUGUAUGGUUACCAUAAACUCUUCGAAUACUUGGAUCCUAAUCUCUCGACAGUUUGUCAUUUCAAUCCACUAUAUGCUGGUUAUAUUUUAAAGAAGACUGAGAAUGGUCCCUCUAGUCUUUACAAGCUGAACGAGGCUGGCAAGUCCUCCAUUUGUGAGAUACUACUUCCUCAUGCAAAACUGGCUUCAUCUGAGUCUGAUCCUGGAGUGACUACAUCUUCUAGAUGGAGGCAUGAUGGUUUGGUGGUGUUCAGUGGUCAUUCUGAUGGUAACCUUAACCUGUGGUCAUUGGAGGGUCACUUGCUCUCUAGUGUGAAAGUGAUGGAUUCUCCUGUAACAUCUGUAGGUUUUUCUGGAACUAAGGCAUAUUGGAGCGAGGUUCAGCCUGAAUCAGAAUCUCCAUACUACGUUUCCGCUGGUUGCAAGACUGGUGAUGUGUUUGUGUAUAGAGUUGACCACAAUAAUUGCCUCCUAGUAAAUCACUUCAAACAGUCUACAUGUGUUACUGACUUGGAGUGGCAGAACAAUAAUCUACUUUCAUCGAUGACCGCAGAUGGGACCCUUACCAACUACAAUGUGGAGACAGGUGAGUCUUCACAGCAGUUCGUCCAGUCAAAGAAUGGUGUUCCAUUCAUGGAGUGGGAUUACUAUGGAAGGUUCCUGGCGAUUGUGGACGAUUCAGACGCAUUGAAGGUGUACAAACCCAGAGAAAAUCAUGUUAAUGGAGACCUAUCCGAACUUAAGGGACACAACGGACAACUCAUAUAUGCUUCUUGGUACUCAGGCACAGUAGAAAAGUCAUCAUCAAGAAUAUGCACAAUAGCAAUGGAUAAACAGAUGAUAGUAUGGGAUGUGACUUCCGGUUCAUCACUCAUGUCUCUCGCACUCGACCAAGUCCCAACCACCGUCUCAGUCUGUCCAAACGACACCCUAGUCGCAAUUAGCUCAUAUGGAAACAGUGUAAAGAUGUAUGCUCUACCAAACCUCACACUCUCCUGCUCAUUCUAUGACAAAACUGUACCCACUAGUAUCAGCUGGUCAUCUGAUAGACAACAUCUCGUUUACAAUGUUUUCAAUCUCCAGAGGUCCCUUGUAGUACCACUUAACACCCUAUCAUCAUUUCAAUCUGACUAA